AUGAAUCUUCCGAAUCCCCUCCCGAAACAUGGAGAGGACGAGGGGGCCGAGGUGGGCGCGGCGGAGGACGAGGUGGACGCGGGGGAGGACGAGGUGGACGCGGGGGAGGACGAGGUGGACGCGGGGGAGGACGAGGUGGACGCGGUGGAAGCGGAGGACAACGAGGGAGAGGCGGGGGGAGCGGGAUGGAGAGAGGACGAGGAGGAGGAAGAAGAAGCAGCAGCAGACCAUCUACAGCUGACUAUGAAAGGCUCGAGGAUCUUCAACAGAGGAGGAGAGCUGAUAUGCAGGCCAGACUACAAUCACUUGAAGCAAACCAAAGAGAUGCCCUGCUCCAAUUAG
Molecule: messenger RNA, 342 nt
Organism: Knipowitschia caucasica
Lineage: Eukaryota; Metazoa; Chordata; Actinopteri; Gobiiformes; Gobiidae
Source: the annotation of a GenBank genome assembly